AUGGCAGUCGACAUGACCUCCCUGAAGGAGCACGCCAGCACCAGCGAACGCGAACGCGACGAACCCUUCGACGCCGAAGCCGACUUCCACCCUACACGCAUAACACCACAAACCUUCCAAAGACUCCUUACCUGCUACAACACCACAGCCCAAAACGUCCAACGGCGCAAAGCAAUGCUGAAACUGCAGCCUAAGGGUGCUAGUUCCAAGAAGCGGAAGACCGGCUCGGGGUCGAGCUCGGAUGUGCUGAUUACGAAAACGGAGUUUGACCCCUCUGAGGAGCGCAUUAUUAAGGAUCAGCUGGAUAGAUACCUUGAACUUGAUAGCUGGCGGUAUUGGGGGAUGCCGGUUCUUAUCUGGCAACGGUUGGCGAUGGGGAAUCUUGAAGAUGCGGAGGAUGAUGAGGCUGCUUAUUUUACGAGUGAGGAACUUUGUCGGACUAUGGAAUGGAAGACCAAACACGGUCGUCCCCGUCCCGCACUCAUGGGAAUGAUAAAAUCCAACCAAGAGAAAUUGGUCUUUAAAUGCACUUCCACAGCCUUGAAGUCUCUACCAACCAUCAAGGACAAGAAAAAUUUCACCUCCAACUCCAAUCCCACGACCAUCCCAGACGAAGUCUUCCCAAAACAAAGCAUGGACGACCUAAGUCCCCUCCGCGGCGUCGGGCCCGCAACAGCAUCCCUAAUCCUCUCCAUCGCGACCACGAAUGCAAAGGACGGAGAAACCGGUGAAGAAUCCGAACGAAUUCAAGUCCCCUUCUUCAGCGACGAUACGUAUCUCUGGCUUUGUGUUGAGGUGUUUCCCGAAUCAUCUGUGUCUUCGGAGACGGUUCGGGUCAUUCGGAAUGGUGGGAGUGGGGAUGGGGCUGGGAGUGGAAAGGGUCCGGGCUCGAAGUUUAUAAAGCCGAAUGGCGAGUUGAAUCUUAAGUAUAAUAUUGCGGAGUAUCGGGAGCUUUGGGAGGCUUGUUUUGAAUUACGGGAGAGGUUGAGUGGUGGUGGUGCGACGAUAUCCAUGGCUGAUAUCGAGAAAGUCGCUUAUGUUUUGAGGAAUAUCGCUCUUUCGGGAUAUUAUCCUGAUAUUGAUAUGCAGGAGAUUCUACGAAUGAGUGCUGAGCAGGUGGAGGCUCUUUUGGUUCGUCUGGGAGAGCCUGAGGGCGGUGAUGGUGAUGAGUCGCCGGAGCAGAAGAAUGAGAGCGAGACUCAGGAUGUGAAGGGGUCGAGGAGUAGCAAGAGGACUCGGACCAAGAAGGCUUAG
Messenger RNA from Penicillium cosmopolitanum, 1254 nucleotides. RefSeq lists its product as uncharacterized. The record is from RefSeq and is a predicted model, not a curated record. Bases 1 to 1254 code for a protein of 417 amino acids. The transcript is spliced from 2 exons. Lineage: Eukaryota; Fungi; Ascomycota; Eurotiomycetes; Eurotiales; Aspergillaceae.